CGAUAUAUCAAUUUAUAUUUUAUGUUUAGUCAUUAUUGACAAAAUUCGAAACUUUUCUGGAAGUUUUCUGGGAUAGGCGAGAGCAAUAAAAGCAGCCGCAUUCGGUGAGACGGCAUAUUUUCAAUUCAACAACGGAACCACAAGAACACCAUGGAGUUUCCACAUUUGGGCCAGCAUUGCAGCGAGCAAACAUGCAACAGAUUGGAUUUCCUACCUGUUAAGUGUGACUCAUGCGACAAAGUAUUUUGCGCCUCCCACUACAACUACAAUCGUCACAAUUGUCCCGGAGCAUACAAGAAAAAUGUCCAGGUACCCAUCUGUCCGCUGUGUCAUGAGCCAGUGCCCACGGCGCCUGGCGUGGAGCCCGACCUAACAGUUGGCCAGCACAUUGACAAGCAAUGCAAAUCGGAGAGCAAGAAAAUCUAUACAAAUCGCUGCCAUGCCAAAGGUUGUAAGCGCAAGGAACUCAUUCCUGUGAAGUGCACACAGUGCCACUUGAAUUUCUGUCUACGUCACCGCCAUACCAGCGACCACGAAUGCAGGCCGAACGAGCCCACGCCAGCAGCGCCCAGUGGGUCCAGCGUUUUCCAAUCAAUAUUCAGGCCAUCCACUGACACGCGUUCGAUGGCGGCCAAAGCGGCGGAAAGUCGUCGUCAGAAUAAGCCAGCAAACAAUCUGUUUAACUCAAAUCCCAGACCAAGACCAGUGCAGGCCACACAAGUUCAAAAUAUACAGGGGAAUAUGACUGAAGACGAGGCUUUGGCACGUGCGCUAUCCUUAUCAAUAAUGGAGCAGGAUGAUGCUGCGGAACAGGAACGUAACCGCCAGGCACCAGCGCAGAAUAAUGCACCGGCUGUGACUGUGGGCGGUCAGCAAUCAAAUGCCAAGGACAAAUGUUCGCUCUCCUAGUUACUGCCGUCUACAAAACUCGCCGACAUAUCUAUCACUUGACCAGCAGCAAGGAUGCUGCCCACACAAUUACCUAAUAUUAGAAAAUAUUUCAAACUAUUUGCAUAUUGUUAUUGUAAUGUUUGUUUGAUAAUUUACUUCGACUUCGUCACAUUCUACGUGGUUUUAGCAAAAAUAAAUCAAUGUUAAUUCUA
Molecule: messenger RNA, 1103 nt
Organism: Drosophila obscura
Lineage: Eukaryota; Metazoa; Arthropoda; Insecta; Diptera; Drosophilidae
Product: AN1-type zinc finger protein 2A
Exons: 3
Coding region: 151-909 (252 amino acids)
Biological process (GO): proteasome-mediated ubiquitin-dependent protein catabolic process; protein targeting to ER
Cellular component (GO): cytoplasm; endoplasmic reticulum
Molecular function (GO): zinc ion binding
Source: RefSeq, a predicted model, not a curated record